Molecule: messenger RNA, 312 nt
Organism: Miscanthus lutarioriparius
Lineage: Eukaryota; Viridiplantae; Streptophyta; Magnoliopsida; Poales; Poaceae
Source: the annotation of a GenBank genome assembly
AUGGAGUCGCCGGCGGAGCGCAGGAGGAAGGGCACUCGCGGUGUACCGGGCCAGCGGAGACGGGGCCAGCCCAAGGGAUUCUCCUCCGGCGCCGCUUAUGCCGCCGGUGCCGCCUGCGUACGCCGCAGAGGGCUGGACUGGGGAGGGCUCCGGCCACUGGCUACAUCGGUCCCGCGACCUGUGCCGGCGUGGGCGUACCGGGCCGUGGAUCGCAGGGACGCGGAAGAGAGGUCGUGGUGGCUUCCUUGUGGACGCACGGCGGUGGCGGCGGCGGCGGCGGAAGCGCCCGCGGGGAGGGAGCGGAGGCCGUGA